AUAAUCACCCGUUUGCGUAAUUUAUCGCUGGACAUUAUGAUCUUAAGUCCCAUUAUAAGGCCAUACGUGGUAAUCUUGGCGAAACAGGCGAUGGGGAGAGGCGGUAGCUGGGAGUGAGCGAAUCCCUGAGUGACAGCGCCUACUCUUGGUGUGUGAAGGUACCGCCAGUGUUUACGUGUGUUUGUGAGGCAGUCUGAGGCUUGAACUUCCUGUGGGUGCAUCGCGCGGCUCAGUAUUUACGUGGAAGCAUCAUAGUCCCAAUGUGUAUAGCGGGGGGCGUGCCGCGCGCUGAGAUCAUCCACCCUAGAGGGAAGGUACAGUGUCUCGGGAUGGCCAGCGUGUUGGAUGCCCACGGCGGAGUGAUGGACAUUGUGGACGCCGUGGCUGCUCCUCUUUUGGGGUUCCAAGGUGUGGUGGCCGGGGUGACCCAUGGCAGCCAAGGCUCGGCGCCCCCCUCCCCCAAGCUGCCCGCCUCCAGCUCGGCCGAGAGCACCCCCAAGAGGAAUUUUCUCCACCAGCUCCACCGCUUCAAGAAGGGUGCUAAGAAUGCCUCCAAGGCCACAGCUACCAAAGGAAAGACAAGGGGUGCCGAAAGUUUGGAGGGCGGCGUGGAUGGCCUGGCCCGUGCUCACUCCCAGGAGAACCUCCACCACUCCCCGCUCAGCCACGCUUCCUCGCCACUGCAGAGCCGGCCGAGGAUCCAGGAUCAAGAUGAGAAGAGGCGAACGGAAAACACCCUCAAAAUCUGGAUCAUGGAGGCGAAGGACAUUGCCAGCAAGAAAAAAUACUUUUGUCACCUGAUAGUGGAUUCGCAGCCCAGUCAUCGCACCUGCUCCAAGACGAUGACCAACAUGUGCUUCUGGGGCGAAUACUUUGAGCUGGACUUGAACCCGGAGACCACCACCAUCUGCAUUGAGCUCAAGCGAGAGGGGGACAAGAAGUCGCCGAAGAGGAUUGGCUCGGUGGAGAUUGACCUGAAGCCGUCCAGCCCUGGCCGAGCCACCCUGGAGGAGCAGUGGUAUGCCGUCAAAGUGGACAGGCCCGACAAGACCUGCCCCGCCCUCAGGAUAAAGCACAGGUUUCAGUCUUUGGACAUCCUUCCCCUGUCCCAGUACGGCCCCCUUCGCAUGUACCUGAAGGACAACUCCACUUCCCUCUGCCAGCUGCUGGAGCCCGUGGUUUCCGUCAAAGCCAAAGAAGACAUCGCCACCACACUUAUCAACAUCAUGCAGGUGGAGGACUGUGCCAUCACCUUCCUUGUGGACCUCGUCUACACGGAUAUCCAAAGCAAUGCUGAGAAUGAGCACCUCCUCUUCCGGGGCAACAGUGUGGCCACCAAGGCGAUAGAGGCGUACAUGAAGCUGGUGGGCGAGCAGUACCUGCACGACACCCUGCAGGAGCCCAUCCAGGCCCUCAUCACCAGCGGCGAGGACCUGGAGGUGGACCACUUCAAGAUCACCAACCUCCAGUCCCUUCAGGAGCAGCGGAAAUCCCUGAAGGAGCAAGUGACUGCCGUGUGGGAGAAAAUAUUGCAAUCUAGUCGGAACUUCCCUGUGGAGCUGCGCAAGGUGUUCCACAAGCUGCGGGAAAAAUUGUCCCGCCAGGAGAAGUGUGAGCUGACCGACAACCUGAUCUCCUCGUGUGUGUUCCUGCGCUUCUUCUGCCCGGCUGUUCUCGCUCCCUCCCUCUUCAAUAUUACGACAGAGUACCCAGACGAGCGUGCCAACAGGAACCUCACACUGGUGGCCAAGACGCUGCAGACCCUCGCCAACUUCACCCACUUCCAGGGCAAAGAAUCCUUCAUGGAGUUCCUCAACGACUUCAUCAACAAGGAGCAGGAGCGGUGCAGAACGUUCCUGAAGGCAAUUUCCAGCGUUCCUUCGCCUGAGGACAGCCAUCUGGAGUUUGACGGGAAGAUUGACCUCGGGAAGCACCUGGCUCUCCUUCACCUCCACUUGGCUGAUGUCCUCACUGAGAUCAACACUCAGGGCUACGAGAGUGAGGCCAGCCGGGUGAAUGCACUGGUGGAUGACAUCAGUGCCUUGCUGGGGGGCAACCACAAUGAGGUCUCCUACGCACGCCGUCCAUCCAGCGGUCCGCCCCUCAACGCCAGCCCAGCCCUCGCGCCCCCCCACCUCCACUACAAUAACAAUUACACGCGCGAGGAGUGUUUGGACAGUGUCGGGGAGGCGGGGACGGGCCUGGUGCUGCCCCACGCCACCAACCGCUCCCAGUCCUUCCCUAGGGCAACCACGCCGGUGUACGCCAACCACCACAUGGUUCCUGGAAAUCAGAGGCAGCCCUUCCGCCACCCGGAGAGGUCAGCUGUGAACGACCUGACCAACAGUGAAGAGUUUGUCCUCAUCACUGCCUUUGACCACUCCUCCAGACCUCAGAUCUCCAUGUCCCUUUCAGAGGAAGCCAAUAACAACAACACGCCGGCCAUGGACGUCCGGGUCACCAACAGCAACACUUUCUACAUGAGCGAGGCAUCCCCGGCCCCCAUCCACCACCUCAACUACCAGCCACAGCGGGCGCUCCUCCACUCCACCGUCCAGCCCCGGCCACACCACAGACCUGGGAUAUCAAGAAACCUCUCUGUGGGAGGCGUUCCGAGCCCCGCUGAGAGGCGAAGGUUUGAAGGACACUGUUCUGAUCUCUUCAGAUACAUGGAUGACGUCACCCACAAGAUGAGUGCUAUAUGCAAAGACGGGGAGAACAACAUCCAAGGUUCGCAGACAUCCAUUUCCCAGCUAUCCAAUAUUGCUUCUUCAGGCUACCAGAGCUUUGCCUACUCCCAGUCCUCCUCGCCGGUGGACUCCCUCCUCCACACGGACAAUUCCAGCCUCCUCUCAAGGGAGAACGGAAACCCAGGACUGCCAGUGGGGAUCAGGCAGAUUCACGACUCUCCCCUAGCCUCACCUCUGCACCAGCAAACUUCCAAGUACCGCGCCGUGGGCAUGCACCCGGCCUAUCUGGGACAUGCCGGGCACGCCUCCCUCCAUGGCACCCCCAGACAUGUCCCCAGAGUCCCUCAGCCCAAAGAGAGCCCAAACAGCAGCCUCAGCUCCUCCCAGAGCGUUGAGGACCUGUCCUCGCUCCGCCGGGGACGCACCCGCCACCGCCGCUCAGCUUCCUCCUCCUCAGACUCCUCCCCUGAGUCGCACCCUCCCUCACACUCAAACGCUCACUUCCGGCGCGCACCGGCGCACACACCCCGCACCAACCCCCACUGCUCCCCCCGCUUGGUGCCCUCGCCGGCCCUCAGGCAUGAACUCAGGUCAGCCAAGCAGCGCCAUGACCGCAGCGUUAGUGGCAGGAGAGGAAAGAGCAACAGAUCCUGCGAGCGAGAGGACUUCCGAGGAGCCCCCCACCGCUACGAUGACUCCGAGGAUGACCUAAACGUUGCAGGCGGGGCGGGGGCAGGGAGCUGGGCGAGGGACGGCUGGCAGGAGCAGCAGCACCUCCUGGCCCACAGCCUGGCGCCCCAGCAGAUCCUGGACCAACAGGAAGACCAAAUGAGAGUAAUUAUUGAGAGGCUGGUGUCGAUGGAGCAUGAGUUUCGUCACGAGCAGGAAAUGAUGAGGAGAGAGAUGCACCACAAAGACGCCAGAAUUGAUGCUCAGGAAAAGAAGAUUGCAGCUUUAGACACAGCAAACACUCACCUCAUCCGCACCAUCGCCUCCCUCAGCACACGGCCUGGAGAGCUGAAACCUGACCUGUCUGGUGACCCACACAAUGACUCCUGCAAUGCCUCCGACACCUCUGACUACAAGAGUUCCUCGUGCUGAGCCAUGCCAUCCGCCCCUCCCUCGCGGCCCCCCCCUCCCUGACACUCGGUCCUUGCAUUUCCCAGUGAGCCAAGUAAAGGUUGUACAUAAUACGUUAAGGUCACAUUUCUAUGGUACACUUGAUAUUUUUUUUAUAUAAACAUGAAAGUGUCAAUUUGAAUAUAAUAAAAUAAAAGUUUUAGUGUUCAAAUUGUAGAACACAAACAGUUUGUGUUUGAGCUGGGCAUUUGAGUACAAGUUCAUCAUUCUCUUUUAUUCACCCAUUUUGACAGUCCAAGUUUUCAAUGAAAACUAAUAUUUCCUGUUCCAAUCUCAGUAAAUGGUCGCACCAAAAGAGAAUGAGCUCUCAGCUGACCUGGCAUGUCCCGACAGACAGGAGUGAUUCCUGUGCAGGACAUGCGAGGUGCAGACUGGUUUCAAUGUCCAAGUUUUGUACAAGUCACAAGCAUUAUAUCCUUGUACAGAUUCACCACUUUGUCAAACUCAAUCACUCCUCCUCCUCCAAGUGCUUUAGAUUUUUUUUAUCAUUCCAGUUGCCAGUGAAGGUAGUGAGUUCCUUUACUUAAGCAUUGGCUGAAACAUUAAAUUACCUCUUCAUUUGAACACUAUGACAUCAGUAAGGUUACUUAGUGCGGUUUUAACCCUUCAAGCUAGAUCUAUAUUGUUCAAAAAAAGUUUAAGCUAUUUUAAUAGAUAAAAUUGUAUAAUUUCACAAAGAUAUCCUAGAGAACAGAACAGAAGCUUUAUUCUGUAUAGGUUACAAACAGAAUUCUUUAUUCCCUGUAUAGUGUGAAAUAUAUGGCCCUUGUAUAGCUAUGCUUUGUGUAUACUGUAGUCCGUAGACACACUGGAGAACACCAAAGAUUAGGUUAAUGAUAGUCCUGAUUUCUGAAGCUCAACGUCAGUGCAGUGCGUCCGACACUAUUUUGUGUACCUUAGACUGUAAAUACUAACUCCACAUAUAGAAGACAAAAGACAGUGUAAUUUUUCCCAUUUCACAGUGACAGGCUGAAGUUUUGAUACAGUAUGAAGUGUAUUAGAGAAUCUGUGCUUGUGAAGCACACCUUUAUAUAUAGAAACCAAAGGUUUAAACAAGGUUGUAUAUUAUGCUAUCUACAUAUGUGUAGAUUAUGCUGUUUGUACCAACUAUAUAAUACACCAACUUCGGAAGUGAAGAAAUUUUA
Molecule: messenger RNA, 4975 nt
Organism: Eriocheir sinensis (Chinese mitten crab)
Lineage: Eukaryota; Metazoa; Arthropoda; Malacostraca; Decapoda; Varunidae
Product: ras GTPase-activating protein raskol-like
Exons: 22
Coding region: 261-3791 (1176 amino acids)
Biological process (GO): regulation of GTPase activity
Source: RefSeq, a predicted model, not a curated record